Aspergillus pseudonomiae is the source of this 459-nucleotide messenger RNA. RefSeq lists its product as uncharacterized. Bases 1 to 459 code for a protein of 152 amino acids. The transcript is spliced from 2 exons. Lineage: Eukaryota; Fungi; Ascomycota; Eurotiomycetes; Eurotiales; Aspergillaceae. The record is from RefSeq and is a predicted model, not a curated record.
AUGGUGGUCAUGAUUUCAACUCUUCUUUUUGCUGCCAUCGCAUCAGCCAUCUCUACUCCUCUCACACCCAAACCCUCGCCUACCCCUGGCUUCAGCCCCAUGCCCCCACCUCACAAAGUAUCUGGUCGCCUAGCCGCGAUUAGGGGUAACACAACUGACAUGAAUUGCUAUGUCGAGCUUUCUCACGUGUAUGGUUGCACGGGCCAGAGUGACCCAGUAGGAAUCUUUGAAAGCGGCCUUUGUCAAAGCUACGGACCAGAUAAUGUGACGGUCAAUAUCAAUAUCUGUGACUCGGCUAAACUUCUUUUGGAUUUCAAGGAGGCUCUGCUCGAAUUUAGUAAUCCUUCUCAUGACCUCCAAGUAUGGAAGCUUCCUCAGGGUGAGCCCGGGAAAUUUAUAGAAACCGGCGUCGACUCCGGUGGUGCGGAUCAGCCAUACCAAGAUAAUGUCCUUUCAUAA